AUUUGGAGGGGACAAUUGCUGGAAUAGUUUCAUUGAGGUCCACUUCAACUGGAGACCACAGUAGCUACGACAAAGACACAAAGAGUUUAGAGGGCUAUAUAGGUAACAUAGUUGAAUUAAGAAACGAGAUGGGUUAUUGGAAAUCAAAAGUUCUUCCAAAGAUCAAGAAGGUUUUCGAGAAAAAUGGUACCAAGAAAUCUGCUGCUGCUGCUGAGGCUUGCAAGUCCUUCGACAAGUCUAAGGAGCAAAUUACUAAGGAGUUUGAAGAGAAGAAGACUGAGCUUCAACCUAAAGUGCUAGAAAUAUAUGAGGCUUCCUCAGUAGAAGUCAAGACUUUGGUUAAGGAACCUAAGGAGCCAGGCUUGAAGAAGCACUCAGUUGCAGUUCACAAGUUCAUAGAAGAGCUGGUGAAAAUUGAGUUUCCAGGAUCAAAACCAGUAUCUGAAGCAUCUUCAAAGUAUGGUCCAGCAUUGAUUCCAGGCCCAGUUUUCUUUGUUUUUGAAAAGGUUUCAACUUUCGUCGUCACAGAAGAGAAAGUCGAGCCAACCCCAGAAGCAGCAACAACAGCAACUGAAAAAGAGAGGGAGAUAGUACUUGUUGAAGAAGAGAAGAAAGAAGAGGUGGUGGAGAAAAUAGAAGAAGAGAAAAAAGAAGUGGUGGUGGAGGCUGAGAAAGCUGAACCAACACCAACACCAACUGAGCCUGAAGCAAAGGUAGAGGAAGCUGCAGAACCAGCAAAGCCUUGAUAAAAUCAAGUACAGGAACUCUCUUAUUAAAGUGAACUUUGUGUGAAAGUUUAUAAAAGUGAAAUAUUGAUUUGUUAUUCUUUCAUCUCCUCCAUCCUCUUCUUGUAAGAGCUCUUGGAUUUGUUUUAUUAUGGGUUUUUUUAAAAAAACUUUUUCAAAGCUUUUUAU
This is a messenger RNA of Quercus lobata, 914 nucleotides long. It is a transcript of the gene PCAP1, whose product is annotated as plasma-membrane associated cation-binding protein 1. Gene Ontology annotation, cellular component: plasma membrane. NCBI's taxonomy places the organism in Eukaryota, Viridiplantae, Streptophyta, Magnoliopsida, Fagales, Fagaceae. The coding region runs from base 129 to 746 and encodes 205 amino acids. The transcript has 5 exons. The record is from RefSeq and is a predicted model, not a curated record.